GGAAUGGUUUCAAAUCGCCAGCAUCUGCGCGUAACCCGCACGAGCGUUCACCGGCGUGCCCGUCGGACCGAUGCGGCUCUAACCCGAGAGCGUAUCCUGUCGUACGAACAGCACUGUAAUCCGAUAGCGGAGAGGGAAAGUGCCGUAAGAAAGACAGAAGCUCCUUUGGAAUUCACAUUCGGCUUUUCAUCCACCGUUUUCGCCUUUGAAAAAGAUGAUCACUAGCUCCAGUGUACAUGGCUUAAAGAUGCAGUGGACCCCAGAGCACGCGCAGUGGGCGGAACAACAUUUUGACAUCUCGUCCACCACACGUUCCCCCGCACAUAAAGCUGAAGCGUACCGCGGACACCUGCAGCGGACCUACCAGUACGCUUGGGCCAAUGAUGACAUAUCAGCCUUGACAGCCUCCAACCUUCUGAAGAAGUAUGCAGAGAAAUAUUCUGGCAUCCUGGAGGGUCCCGGUGAGCGGGCGCUCCUGUGCACGUACUCCGAAAGCACCCCAGGACUCUUGAAUGGACGCAAAUCAGAAAGCGACAUAUGGCAGGAGGGAAUCUACUCAAUGAACUGCGCUGCAGAUGUGUUAUCUGCAAGUAAGACUGGAUUGACGGCCGGCCUGCCUCUGCCGGACGUGACAGUGAGCGUCGGCAGCUCAACAGGGGUGGCGAGCAGCCUGAGUGAGCCCAGCUACUCCAGCAGUAACUGCGGAAACCACUCGGGCAUCCCAUCUCAGGAAUUCGCUAGCAGUUACAAUGGCUCGUACUUGCAUUCCACUUACAGCGGCGGGCAAAGCACACCGGCUCUGCCGUCCCCACACCCCUCACCUUUGCACAGCGCUGGGCUCCUUCAGCCUCCGCCCCCUCCUCCUCCAACCCUGGUGCCCAGCUACAACGCAAGUUCUCCGAGUCUCUCCAGUUAUAACUACCCUCCAGCAGGCUAUCCCCCACAGACUGCUGUCGCCCCGGGCUACAGCCCAGGAGCAGCGCACCCCCCCUCAGCUUACCUGCCCUCAGGCAUUGCUGCCCCCACUCCCCUACCCCCUUCCACCCUUCCCGGUUACUCCUACCAGUCCCACAACCACGCUCCAAUUGCACCGACACCUUUGAACGGCAGCUCGGCCAACACGUUGAAAAGAAAGGCCUUUUACAUGACGGGCCAGGGAGAUAUGGACUCCAGUUAUGGAAGUUUCAACUACAGCCAGCAGCGUUCCGCUCAAAGCCCCAUGUACAGGAUGCCAGACAACAGUCUCGUCGACUCAACCAGAGGGAAUGGAUUUGACAGGAACGUUGACGCAUCAACUUUGGCCUUUAAGCCCACGAAGCAGUCGAUGCCUCCAGAUCAACAGCGGAAGUUCAGCGGCCAAUCCGGCAGGGCGCUAACCCCUCCUUCUUACGGAUCCUCCAAAGGUUCCUUGGGCUCUUCGUUCGGCAAGUUCGGAUCCCCCAUCUUGAGUGACCACGGUGAUGACAACAGACAGCAUCUCUCUCAUUCCAUUGGCACGGCGACAUCAUCCAGCCACCCCGCUGAGGAACAGUUAAAAAACAGCGAUGCCAGUUUGGUGGAGAUGGUCACCACUGAGAUUCUGCAGCAAACUCCUCCUGUGGACUGGAGUGACAUUGCUGGGCUGGAGAUGGCAAAAGCCACCAUCAAAGAUGAGGUCCUGUGGCCUAUUCUGAGGCCGGACAUGUUCAGUGGAAUGGCCACGUUACCUCGCAGCAUCCUCCUCUUUGGAGCUCAGGGCACUGGCCGGACUCUGCUCGGCCGUUGUGUUGCCAGUCAACUCGGGGCUGCAUUUCUCCUGCUCAGCGGCUCAGCGCUGGUGACGAAAUGGCUCGGAGAGGGUGAUAAGGUCGUCCAGGCAUCAUUUCUUGUCGCACGUUGCCGGCAGCCCUCGGUGGUGUUCAUAAGUGAUGUAGAUCUGCUCUUAUCCGCCCAGCUGAGCGAAGAAAGUCCAGUUAACCGAAUCAAAAGCGAACUCCUCCUUCAGCUCGACGGCGUUCUAAGCUCGCCGGAGGAACAUGUUCUAGUGGUAUGUUCCACCAGCAAACCCGAAGAGAUUGAAGAGUCUCUUCGAAGGUACUUUGUAAAGCGGUUGCUAGUUCCCUUACCGGACGCCACUGCACGACACCAGAUAAUCAGCCAGCUGCUCUCACAGCACAACUACUGCCUCAGCGACAAAGAGGUUACGCUGCUCGUUCAGCGGACAGACGGUUUUUCCGGGCUGGAUGUGGUCCGGCUUUGCCAGGAGGCCAUGGUUGGUCCUAUCCAUGGCAUGUCCGGUGCAGACCUUUCAGGAAUGAUGCCAGGUCAGAUGAGACCGGUGUCGUACCAAGACUUUGAGAAUGUGCUUUGCAAAAUCCAGCCCAGCAUAUCGCAGAAAGAACUCGAUACGUACACUGAAUGGAAUAAGAUGUUUGGCUGUAGUCAGUAAAGACAGAUAAACCCACAGGGUGACCCGCUGGGUACAAUUACGAAUUCUUUGGGUGACAUGUGCAGUUCUAAAGUGUGUUUUUUACAAAUGUAGAUGACCCCUGAAGAUGUACCUGUGGGACGGUCGGAAAGAGUUAAAUGAUGCAUGGCAGUACUGUAAGUCAAGGUCUGGCCCUUUGCACAUAAUCCAGACAGAGAAACACUGUUUUCGGGCUCGGUACUCUCAGUACCAAGGAACUCUGUAAGUGAGGACAAACUUCUUUGUAUGUAAAUAUCAUUCUGCUGUUUUUGAGAUUCUGUUGCUAUGAAGUGCCUGAAGUGGUGCUUUAUCGAUUCGGAUUUGUUUGCCUCACCAUCGACAUUGGUGGCAUGUGCUAAUAUAGAGAGCUUUAACAUGAAACUCGAACAGACAUGUUCUGCUUUUCUUUCCUUUUCUGUUCUCAACACGUCAAUCGAAAGAACAACAGUAUUCCUCAGUCACGUCUCACCUGUAGACCCCGCGACGGGCAGUAGAGGGUCCAUGUUGUAAUCUGGAUCCUAAUUUAUUAAAUUCACUUGCGUUUGAUUUCCUUGAAAAACUCAGGAAAGGGAUUGUGAUUUGUACAGUACCUCAAACCGAUUAUGUGAUACCACCGCAUACUGCUGACAACAUUGGGUUUGCUUUCUAAUUUGCUUGGUCUCUUGGUUUACCUCAGCCUGUUAAAAGAUGAAAAAGUUAUGACUAUGAAUGUAACCAGAAAUGUCUGGCUUGUUGGAAAGAAAAUUUGAGGCGUUUUUUUCCUUCCAUUAUGUAUUACUUUUCUCUAUUAUUGCUUGAUGUUUGGAAAGCAGAAUUCUGUAUUAACUGCAUCGCAUAUUUAUAGACUCUUCAAAGAUUCCCGGAGUCAAAGAUGGGCACUGUCUGUUGUGUAGAUAAGGUUAGUCUGGAACCAUGUCUUGAGUAUCCAGUAGACGUCAACAUUCGUGUAACGUACAAUAUUUCAUGUUUGUCGUCUCUGCAGAAUAGACGGAAGAGUUGGGGUGAACCAAAAGUGUACAAAGAGGCUACUAUAUUAAAGAAAUAAGUGGAAAGAUCAUCUUCACUUUUUUCAUAACGCAGUUACGUACGUUUGGUUUUUGGUUGUGGACGCUGUCCUGCUGCUGUGUGGUGUUGGUGUGGAGAUAUCAGAAGGCUCAUGCGUUACCCUACGUUCUGUUCUACCUCAGUUUAGCACUACUUCCUCUGCGACCGGAACAGAGGUCGUAACCUCUUUAGGUUUGUUCAGCUCUGAGGUCUCCGUAAAGAUCAAGCUAACUUUCUCUUCAAAACAUGAAACGUUUGUCUCGCACUACCUGUGCAAUUUUUAAGCUCGCUCCGGAGCGCCCAGAUGACACCAAACACAUGCUCUGAAAAAGCAUUCUUAAAGGGAUAGUUCACUCAAAAAUAAAAAUUCUGUCAUCGUUUAUUCACCCUCAUAUUGUUAGUCUUCUGUGGAACGCAAAAGAAGAUAUUUUGAGAUGAUGUUUCAGUGGUUUUGUGUCUACACAAUGGAAGUCAAUGGGGGACAAUGUUGUUUGGUUAUCAACGUUUUUCAGAAUUUCUUCUUUUGUGUUCUGUAUAAGAAAGAAAGUCAUACAGGUUUGGAAUGACGUGAGGGUGAAUAAAUGAUGCAAGAAUUUUCAUUUUUGGGUAAACUAACUCUUUACGUCUGCAGGUGUAUAGCUAGCUACCCGAGUACCCAGUACUGAGGGUUUGAGGUACCACGGCAAUGCGUUGAGCUUACGUAAAUCCAUAGUGUAUGUUGGGAUAUACAAUCGUUAACAGUAAGAGGAAACCUUGUUUUUGAAUGUAUUUCCGUUUGUUUCUCGAUAUGUUUACUUCUCGAAGCAUUUGAGUCAGCUUUUGAUCUAGCACUAGAGAGGCGGUGAUGUGAUUUGUUCCCUCGUUUUCAAUCUCUUUCUUUCCUCUGCCUUUAUAUCAUGUGUCUCAAGUGUUGGACAGGACCCACGCUCCGUUUUCAACUUCAACUUUUUGUCCACUGCAGUGUAAUUUGUCACCAUUUAAGGUGCUUAUUUAGCUGGUGGAGGCACCAGAUCUUCACUACAUGUAUAUAUGACAUAUCCUCGAAGAAAUAUCUGUUGGCUUUUUUCACAUAUCCAGAUACACCGUUCAGUAGCUGUGUGGGACGCUUAUUUCAUAAUGUUUGUUAAGUGAUACGUGCGCCCAAAGGACCACAAUUUCCAGCCUCGGUUCGGUGUCUAAGGCUAAAAGCUUUUUGCGUUCCUUUAAGUGUUUUGUUUUUGUUUGGUGUUGUUUUGAAGAAAAGUUUCUAUUGUGCAAUUUGUCAAAUGCACUUUUAACGUUUUGUGUUAAAGCCUGUCACACUUAUUUGUCCUCCCUCAAAACCAAAGCGAACCAAACUAUUUUACUUUAUGGUAAAAUUGAUCCAUACGUUCCAUCACAUUCACACUUUCAGAGGAACUUGUAGAUUAAACCAGUGAUUGACGCAAAAUAUAGUUCUCUCUUUUGUUGGUAAUGAUUAUAUUCUGUGUAUUUCGAAGCCAAAAAGCACUGAUGAACAAAACCACACUGACUGUAAGAGUAAAAUGAACAGUCUUUACUGUUUUCUGAUGUUGUUUUUAGGGUUGUGCUACACUGUACUGGAUUAUUGAACAAAACUGUUUUUUAUUUCAAGGAAUGGUACAGCUUCAAUAUAAGUUGCUAUUGAUGGUAUAAUUUGAUGAAUACCGAAAAUUAGUUUGACUCGUUUUUCAGUCUGGGCUCAUGGCUAAUAUGCAGUUUAAAAACACAAAUGAAAUACUUCCUAUACAGUAUUUGUGAACUCCAAGUCAAGUCCAAUCUUUUAUCUUGUUUUAUGAGUACGCAAGGAUACUACAAAGAGACAUUCUCCUAACAUAACUCUCACAGGAGUUACAUUAGUAACACAGUGAAAUGUUCAUCCAUGAAGUAAACCGACGGCGUGUUUGAUUUCCAAACUAAGCCCAAAUUAUUUUCCACACGAGUCGACAUUCUGCAACCCGUCCGGUCAAUAAAGCUUAACUUAUAUUGAACCUAAACAUUCCUCAAAUCGAUUGAAAAGAAGAGGGAGGGAGUAGGAGAACAUCCAAAAAAGUACAAAAAAAAGUUUGAAAGCACAUCUCCGGUGUAGAUAUGAAUCAAAAACCGCUUGAUUUUCUUUUCCUUCUGUUUGUGUCUGUUGACUUUCUUCUUUCAGUGCUGUUGUAGAUGUUUCUGUCAUCUAUAUAGAACGAUCUCAUCCGUGUUUGAUUUGACCAUUAUUCCUUAUGACCAUUUCUACCUCAUUGCUACAUAUUGACAUGUAGUACUUAUGUUCUGUCUUUUUUGAAUGUCACACAUUUGUAUAAAAGGAAAUAAAGACAAAAAUGUAUCAAAACGAACAAAAAAGGGUCAACAAAAGGCUUGUUCUUUAACUUGAGCAGUCUACCUCAAAAAGACUGUCUGUACGUACACUGAGCGAGAGUACCUGCACAUGUUCGGCAGAGACGAUGCACACUCAACACUCGGCCUCUGAGGAUUAGUUUCGGGAUAUUGUGGACUGUAUAGGUCUUCUCCGAGGUCUCUACAUGCAAAUUUUGCUUUUUUUUUCACCCCUCGAUCGAAGUAAACCGCUUUCCCUCUUUGUGAACUGUAGUGUGCAUGUGGAUGUGUGUGCACUUAUUAUGAAGUGUGUACGUGUGCAUUUUUAUAUGAAAAAGUCUAUAUGAAAUGUAGAUGCAUUUCAUAUGCCGUAUUUGUACAUUAGAUACACUUGCACAUUUGUGUACUUAAUGUACAUUUGUUAUUAGUAUAACGUUUUGAAACCACAUACAUGUUAUUAUGUGUGUGUAUGUACAUUAUUGCCAUUAUUGCAUUCGACGUAAAUGUAUUUUCAUGUAUGCAU
Molecule: messenger RNA, 6329 nt
Organism: Triplophysa rosa
Lineage: Eukaryota; Metazoa; Chordata; Actinopteri; Cypriniformes; Nemacheilidae
Gene: fign
Product: fidgetin
Exons: 3
Coding region: 215-2428 (737 amino acids)
Molecular function (GO): ATP hydrolysis activity; ATP binding; microtubule severing ATPase activity
Source: RefSeq, a predicted model, not a curated record